Molecule: messenger RNA, 2364 nt
Organism: Heterocephalus glaber (naked mole-rat)
Lineage: Eukaryota; Metazoa; Chordata; Mammalia; Rodentia; Bathyergidae
Gene: Ncf1
Product: neutrophil cytosolic factor 1
Biological process (GO): superoxide anion generation; respiratory burst
Cellular component (GO): NADPH oxidase complex; cytoplasm
Molecular function (GO): superoxide-generating NADPH oxidase activator activity; protein binding; phosphatidylinositol binding
Source: RefSeq, a predicted model, not a curated record
CCCCCUGCCCUGACGCGACAGGAGCGACUUCCUCUCCCCAGGGCAUUUAAGACCCGGCUCCGGCUCCAGAGCGCCCGGGAGAAGUCCAGGCCGAGCCACCAGCCAGCCAUGGGGGACAUCUUCAUCCGCCACAUCGCCCUCCUGGGCUUUGAGAAGCGCUUUGUUCCCAGCCAGCACUACGUGUACAUGUUCUUGGUGAAGUGGCAGGACCUGUCGGAGAAGGUGGUGUACCGGAAGUUCACCGAGAUCUACGAGUUCCACAAAAUCUUAAAGGAAAUGUUUCCCAUCGAGGCAGGAGAAAUCAACCCCGAGAACAGGAUCAUCCCGCACCUCCCCGCUCCGCGCUGGUUCGAUGGGCAGCGCGCCGCCGAGAACCGCCAGGGGACGCUGUCCGAGUACUGCUCCUCGCUCAUGGCUCUGCCCCCCAAGAUCUCCCGCGGCCCGCACAUGCUGGGCUUCUUCAAGGUGCGGCCCGACGACCUGCAGCUGCCCGGGGACAGCCCGGUGAGGAAGCCAGAGACCUACCUGGUGCCCAAGGACGGCAAGAGCAGCGCCGCUGACAUCACGGGCCCCAUCAUCCUGCAGAGCUACCGAGCCAUCGCCGACUACCAGAAGACUUCGGGCUCCGAGAUGGCUCUGAGCAUGGGCGACGUGGUGGAAGUCGUGGAGAAGAGCGAGAGCGGCUGGUGGUUCUGCCAAAUGAAGGCAAAGCGUGGCUGGGUCCCGGCAUCCUUUUUGGAGCCCCUGGACAGUCCUGAUGAGGCUGAGGAACCAGAGCCCAACUAUGCAGGUGAGCCCUACGUCACCAUCAAAGCCUACACUGCUGUGGAGGAGGAUGAGGUGACCCUGUCCGAGGGGGAGGCCAUUGAGGUCAUCCAUAAGCUCCUGGACGGCUGGUGGGUGGUCAGAAAGGAGGACAUCACCGGCUACUUCCCGUCCAUGUACCUGCAGAAGGCGGGCCACGACGUGGCGCAGGCGCAGCGCCAGAUCAAGGGCCGAGGGGCGCCGCCUCGCCGGUCGACCAUCCGCAACGCGCACAGCAUCCACCAGCGGUCGCGGAACCGCCUCACCCAGGACACCUACCGCCGCAACAGCGUGCGCUUCCUGCAGCAGCGGCGCGGCCAGGCGCGGCCCGCACCGCAGAAGGAGAAUCCACGGAGUCAACGUGGGAAGCCGCAGCCAGCGGUGCCCCCGAGACCCAGCGCCGAAGUCAUCCUGCACCGCUGCAGCGAGAGCACCAAGCGAAAGCUGGCGUCCGCUGUCUCCGUGUGAGGCCAGGUGCGGUCGCCUCGGCCCCAUCCUUGUAUAUUCGUGUGUAUAGCCUGCAGUCGGUGCCCUGGAGCCCUCAGCCCAGGAGAUCAUCCACAUUCUCAAUAAACGUUGCUUGGAGUGAACAGAGGCCCUGAGCGACGUUGGGUGGGGUGGGGUCUGUCCCAGAGACCCCACUUCCACCAACUGGGAAUUGAAACCAGAGCCUUCACACUGAGUUACAUUCUCAGCUCUUUUUUUUAAAUUUUUGAGACAGAAUCUCUACGUUGCCCAGGCUGGGCUCGAACCUUCGACCCUCCUGCCUCAGCCUCCCAGAGUGCUGGAUUUCAGGCAUGUGCCACCACUCCUGGGCACGGGGAUAUUUCUGAAUGACAGGGGCCAGUGAGCUCCGCUGGGUGCUGGGUGCAAGCGGCAGCAGCAGAGGUCCCUGCUUGCACACUUCCUUGCUCUCGGCCAGGAACAGGUAUGCAGAAGGCCAAGAGCAAAAGGGAGUCCCAGUCCCAGACCUUUAGCCUGGACAGAGGCCCCUGCUCGAUGGAGCUCUGCCCCCAGGGCGGUGAGCACAAGCGCAGUAGGAGACUGGCUGUGUCCAGGGCGGGGCCACGCGGCCCCGAAGGAAAGCAAAGACACGCAGGUACAGAGGGUCCUCGCCACUCCGCUGUUCCUGCCCACCUAGGAGGCUGUGACAGAGCCACAUUCACGGACGGACCCCAGCACCGCCGCCGAACUGUGUUCGGCCUCAGAGCCCUUGCUGGGGGCUCUGUCCGCCACGGUGCAGAGCGGAACUGCAGAGGACACAAUUUGUAGUGAAGGCCACCCCAAGUGGCACAAGGCGCUGCUCCCCAGCUCGGGCAGUGGCUGUGAGGUGGACAAGGCCGGUCCCCUUAGAGGUGAGACACAAUCACGCGGACGGACGCUUCUGGAGAGAAUGUUCUGUCAAGAGGGUUGGGAGAGCCCUUCGGGGCCGGGACUUCGCAGGCCCUUCCUUCGUGGGAAAGUCUGGCAUCAACCGCUACCACAGAGCUAUGGGGAAAUGAAUAGACCCUGCCUGAUCACUGGCGCCUACGACCUUAUAAUUCUACGCAGAAUAAGCUA